Molecule: messenger RNA, 843 nt
Organism: Guillardia theta CCMP2712
Lineage: Eukaryota; Cryptophyceae; Pyrenomonadales; Geminigeraceae
Exons: 8
Coding region: 1-843 (280 amino acids)
Source: RefSeq, a predicted model, not a curated record
AUGCCGAACAAAGAGGAGGAGUUCUGUACGGCUCUACGGGAGCUAUCAGGGGAGGAUCCUGAGAACGCGAUCUUCAGGCUAGCGGAGAUGAUGACGGAGUCUGACGAUUAUCAGGCGAGUGGAUCUUGUUGCUUCAGGACGCUUGUUAACCUGCUUGGAAGAUUCUUUUUAGUCAAGAUCCAAGUGCCGUCGAUGCGCUUCUCCGGCUGUGCGAGGAUGGAAGUAUGCGUGCCUGAUGAUCGCCCUCUUGGCUUCCGACAGCAGCAACCAGCAGCUGCUAGGGCGAGCUCGAGGACUAUGCUCGUUGAGAUGGCAGAUAAUGACGACCUACCCGACGACUGCAGAGCCAACGUAGCGUGGGCCCUUGGCUCGCUAGCGAACGAGAGCGAAGAGAACAGGAGGAGCAUAGGAAGCAUACCAGAAGCGAUGAACGCUCUGGUCAAGGUCGCCUGCUGCUCGUCGGACGAGGCGAGAGAGCGAGCGGCGUACAGCAUCGCUGAGGUAGUGAGAGACAACGAGGAGAACAGAGUCUCGCUUGCAAACACCGAAGGCUCCAUCGCUGCUCUUGUCCACAUUUGCGCGACAGGAUCCGAUCCAGGGAAAGAGCAGGCUGCAUGGGCGUUGGCGAUGUUGGCGGAGAAUUCGGAGGACAACUGCAGCUCAAUCGUCCUGACCCCAUUCGCCCUAGAAGCGCUUCUUGAGAUGAUCUCCUCCCCCGAGUCCCUUCCCACCGACAAGCUUGUCAGUGCAAAUGCACUCUACGCCAUCGCCGAGCUGGCGAGAGUAGCGAGAUGGGCCCUGGACCAGUUACUGAGUGAUUACGACGAUGAGGGGGCAGAAUAG